Clarias gariepinus (North African catfish) is the source of this 2856-nucleotide messenger RNA. RefSeq names its product poly A binding protein, cytoplasmic 1 b (gene pabpc1b). NCBI's taxonomy places the organism in Eukaryota, Metazoa, Chordata, Actinopteri, Siluriformes, Clariidae. The record is from RefSeq and is a predicted model, not a curated record. Gene Ontology annotation, molecular function: RNA binding. Gene Ontology annotation, cellular component: ribonucleoprotein complex. The transcript is spliced from 15 exons. Bases 511 to 2418 code for a protein of 635 amino acids.
UGAUAACUCCCCGAAACCCCCCGGCUGUUAGUGCGGAGUGAGUGCGUGUGUGCUCCGGAGCUAGCCUCGGCACACAUUCUAUAAAAAAUAAAAAUCCAAAAAAAACUUAAAAACCUUAAAAACUCUUAAAAAAUUAUUUUUUUUUGUAAUAAGAAAGAAAAUCGGUGAAGCAGUAGGUACAUCACGAAGGAAAAAGUUAGAACUCGGAACUGACGCGUUUAGCCUAGCUUAGCUGACUGAAAAGGCCCCGCUUUAAUCGCAACUAAACAGGAAUUUUGAAACAAAACCAUAUUUUAAAACAUAAACGUUGAAGAAUUUGAACUUAUUUCCAAAUUUUAAACAUUUUAAAGUCGAAACUUUUUAAAGUCGAAAUUUAUAUUUUCUCAAUUCUCGGCUAAGCUAACUAACUAAAACUCGUCGAAAAGAGGUCGCGUGCGCGUCGUUUCAAGCUAACCAUCAGUUACGUCACUUAACUCGCGCCAGACGCAGAUUUAAACUCGAGGGAACAGGAUGAACCCCAGCGCUCCCAGUUACCCCAUGGCCUCCCUGUAUGUCGGAGAUCUUCACCAGGAUGUGACCGAGGCCAUGCUGUAUGAGAAGUUCAGUCCGGCCGGCGCCAUUCUAUCCAUUCGUGUGUGCAGGGACAUGAUCACGCGCCGCUCGCUUGGAUACGCCUACGUAAACUUCCAGCAACCCGCAGACGCUGAGCGUGCUCUCGACACGAUGAACUUUGACGUGAUCAAAGGCAGACCAGUGCGCAUCAUGUGGUCCCAGCGUGACCCAUCACUGAGAAAAAGUGGAGUUGGUAACAUUUUUAUAAAGAACUUGGACAAGUCGAUCGAUAACAAGGCUCUGUACGACACCUUCUCUGCGUUUGGCAACAUCCUGUCGUGCAAGGUGGUUUGUGAUGAAAACGGCUCAAAGGGGUACGGUUUUGUGCACUUUGAGACCCAGGAGGCGGCCGAAAGAGCCAUCGAGAAAAUGAACGGCAUGUUGCUGAACGACAGAAAAGUGUUUGUGGGUCGCUUCAAAUCUCGCAAAGAGCGCGAGGCUGAGCUCGGAGCCCGAGCCAAGGAGUUCACAAACGUUUAUAUCAAGAACUUUGGAGAAGACAUGAGUGAUGACAAACUGAAAGACGUCUUCAGCAAAUACGGGACUGCCAUGAGUAUCCGUGUCAUGACUGAUGACGGCGGAAAAUCCAGAGGCUUUGGCUUUGUAAGCUUCGAAAGGCAUGAGGACGCUCAAAAGGCUGUGGAUGAGAUGAAUGGGAAGGAGUUGAAUGGCAAGCUGAUCUACGUAGGCCGUGCUCAGAAGAAAGUGGAACGUCAGACCGAGCUCAAGCGCAAGUUUGAACAGAUGAAACAGGACCGGAUGACACGCUACCAAGGCGUCAAUCUGUACGUGAAAAACCUGGAUGACGGCAUUGACGACGAGCGCCUGCGCAAGGAGUUUUCUCCCUUUGGAACCAUCACGAGUGCUAAGGUCAUGAUGGACGGAGGACGCAGCAAAGGUUUUGGCUUUGUCUGCUUCUCCUCCCCUGAGGAGGCCACUAAAGCUGUGACCGAGAUGAAUGGUCGUAUAGUAGCCACCAAACCGCUGUACGUGGCGCUGGCUCAGCGCAAAGAGGAACGCCAAGCACAUCUGACCAAUCAGUACAUGCAGAGAAUGGCCAGCGUUCACACUGUACCAAAUACCGUGCUGAACCCAUACCAGCCCACGCCGCCGUCUGGAUAUUUUAUGGCUGCCAUUCCUCAGGCCCAAAACAGAGCUGCGUAUUACCCCACAAGCCAGCUUGCGCAACUUCGACCCAGUCCUCGCUGGACUGCACAGGGUGUCCGACCUCAGCAUUUCCAGAACAUGCAGGCCACCAUGAGGCCCUCAGCUCCAAGGCCACAGGGCUUCAACGCUAUGAGACCUGCUUCUCAGGUUCCCCGUGUGAUGUCUGCUCAGCGUGUUGCUGCGCAGACGGUGGGUCCGAGGCCUGCAACGGCUGCAGGUGCGGCAACUGUGCCCCCGGUGCGCACCAUCCCACAGUACAAAUACACGGCUAGCGUGCGCAACCCUCAGCAGCACAUUAACACACAGCCUCAGGUCUCCAUGCAGCAGCCUGCAGUGCAUGUGCAGGGUCAGGAGCCUCUGACGGCAUCUAUGCUGGCUGCAGCUCCUCCUCAGGAGCAGAAGCAGAUGCUGGGUGAGCGUCUCUUCCCUCUGAUCCAGAACAUGCACUCCAACCUGGCAGGAAAGAUAACGGGUAUGCUGCUAGAGAUCGACAAUUCUGAGCUGCUGCACAUGCUUGAGUCUCCUGAGUCUCUGCGCUCCAAGGUUGAGGAGGCUGUCGCUGUGCUUCAGGCUCACCAGGCUAAAGAAGCCGCUCAGCAGAAAAAUGUGACCAACUCCACUGGCGUGCCAAGCGUCUAAGCCGAGAAAUGAUCUUUCAAACUUGCUUCACCAAAGGGGGAUAAAAACCAUAAACAUCGCAAAACUAUGGAAAACACUGCAAAAAGAUGAAAAAUUGAUAAAGAAAAAAAAAAAUGCAACUAAUCUCUGCCAGACCUAGAGAAGAUGAAGCUAGGUCUAGUCAAUUAUCUUUAAAAAAAUAAAAAUAAAAUCUGAUAAAAAGCGAAAAAUUAUGAAAAAUUAAAAAGUGGAGAAUUGUGAGUUUUAAAGUGAAAUUCCCUAAAGUUAUAAUAGAGGGGGGAAAAUAGGCCCAAUAGCAUUCCUUCUUAUAUUUCUUUUAUUCCUAGUCUGUGUGUCUGUUUCUGGGUGUGAAGGAGAAUUGAGAACCGCACAGGCAAUGUGAACAAUUCUCCGGGACUGAAUGUGCUUGCUCAAAUAAAGUUUGAGAAAUUAACAAGU